UGAAAGCGUUAGUUUUGGUUCCGAGCUUGAGGCGGUAAUGUUGUUGCAGUAUGAAUUUUGUCAGGUUGAAAUUAGGAGAUGGAUGCUAGGUUCAGUAUAGAUUUUAAGUGUGUAGAACGAUGGGAACAUAGAUAUGUUUAGGCUGGCUGUGUGUUGUGUCAGGAUUUACUGUUAUGGGCCACGAACAUUGUAAUAAAAAGAAUGCCUGUUUACGCUGGCAUUUUUAUAAAAUAUUUCACCGUCCCCUGUGUAUCACAUAAACAGUUACUUGUACGUAGUGGGAUAUUUUGACACAUUCUACAAAAUGUCUCAUCAUGGACCUUCAUAUUCGCCAGCGUACGUACACGACGAAUAUGAUUUUGAAGAUGACAACGACGAUGAUUUGGACGACGACAGAGAGAAUGACGAGCACGAUGAAAGCGAUGAAGAUACGGAAGAAGCCAGUGAAACAGAUAUGGGAAAAUCCGAAGAAUACACGGAAAUCAAAGAGCAAACGUACCAAGACAAACUUGCCAGUUUAAAGAAACAGCUCCAGCAGUUGAAAGAUGGGACACACCCAGAAUAUAACAGAAAACUGAAGAAGUUAGAACAAGCUUAUAGAGAGAGGUUGCGUUUAAACAUCAUUUCAAGGGAUUAUUUAAAUGAGUGUGUGGAAAGAGAUUACACUAUUGAAAAAAAGGCAGCAGCAAAAGAAUUUGAAGAAAAGAAGAUAGAACUUCGUGAGACGCUUAUAAGUGAUUUGGAGGAAAAGAGAAAACUUAUAGAAUCUGAACGUCACACUAUGGAGUUGACAGGAGAUUCUAUGGAAGUGAAACCGGUCAUGACGAGGAAACUACGUCGUCGUCCAAACGAUCCAGUUCCAAUUCCAGAGAAGAGGCGGAAACCUCCACCUGCACAGUUGAAUUAUUUAUUAGAUGAGAAAGAAAUAGAAGCAGAUCUUAAAUUAAUUAAUAGAGGAAAGUUAAUGGGACCUAUCAGAAAACCAGCUCUUGUAUCCAACACUGGUUUGCCUGUUACCCCAGCUGUCCCAGAAAAUUCACUACCAGAGACAAGAAUUGAAGAUGGUAAAUUGCUCUAUGAGAGGAGAUGGUAUCAUCGAGGACAGCCUGUUUACGUUGAGGGAAAGGACAUCUCUCGCUUUUCAGCAGUAAUUUCUGCCAUUGGAUUGGAUGUGGUCUGGGUGAAAAAAGUCUCUGAUGGAAACAAGGUUCGCAUUUUUCUGUCGCAGUUGACACGUGGGAAGAUCUCAAUAACAAGAAGAGCAUCAUAAGUGUCAUAAACAUGUCGAUAUCCAUCAAAAUCUUUGGAUUUCUCUGAAAUAAUUACUUUUGAUGUGCAGACCAUAGCAUUCCCUCAUUGCAUAUCUCUGGCCAUUCAGUUUUAUUAAAUCUGCAUGAUAUUCUAUGCAGAAUAUGUAAGUAGCAUUUAUUCUAAACCAGGAGGUGAUAUCAUCUCAGAUAUUGGAAACGUCAGUUUAAAAUGUGAUAGAGUGCUUCAUAGACCUUGCUUGUUUUACAAGUGUCUGUGUACAGCACCUA
This is a messenger RNA of Schistocerca piceifrons (Central American locust), 1538 nucleotides long. Its product is annotated as sin3 histone deacetylase corepressor complex component SDS3-like. Gene Ontology annotation, biological process: negative regulation of transcription by RNA polymerase II. The coding region runs from base 305 to 1270 and encodes 321 amino acids. Lineage: Eukaryota; Metazoa; Arthropoda; Insecta; Orthoptera; Acrididae. Gene Ontology annotation, molecular function: histone deacetylase binding. The transcript has a single exon. The record is from RefSeq and is a predicted model, not a curated record. Gene Ontology annotation, cellular component: Sin3-type complex.